Messenger RNA from Emiliania huxleyi CCMP1516, 2041 nucleotides. RefSeq lists its product as hypothetical. Gene Ontology annotation, cellular component: membrane. Gene Ontology annotation, biological process: protein localization to membrane. Bases 179 to 2041 code for a protein of 620 amino acids. Lineage: Eukaryota; Haptophyta; Isochrysidales; Noelaerhabdaceae. The transcript is spliced from 12 exons. The record is from RefSeq and is a predicted model, not a curated record.
CAACACGCCGCUCGCUCUCCGCUCGCUCUCCGCUCGCUCUCCGCUCGCUCUCCGCUCGCUCUCCGCUCGCUCCCCGCUCUCCGCCUGGUCAGCGCCAGUCCGCGCUCUGUCGAGCUGCCUCGCGAACUCGCGCCGCGUAGCCUCACCGCUGUCGGCUUCGAGGGCUUUCAGCGGCGAGAUGAACGCCGCACGCUGGCUCUCGUUGCUGCUCGCAGCGCCGCCGACGCUCGGCUUCUACCUGCCCGGCGUCGCUCCGCAUGAGUACCUCGACGGUGAGGCGGUCGAGAUCAAAGUAAAUCAGCUCUCGUCGCCUCGAACUCACCUGCCGUUUGACUACUAUGCACUGCCACAUUGCCGGCCGGAGACGCUCGAGUCCAAGGCCGAGAACCUCGGCGAGGUCCUGCACGGCAGCAAGAUCCAGAACUCGCCGUUCGCGCUGCAGAUGGGCAAGACGGCGUUCCGCGUCCUCUGCCGGGUGGAGCUGACCGCACACGACGCGGCCGUCUUUGGCGCGAGGAUCGCACAGGACUACCGCGUGCAGAUGAUCAUGGACAACCUGCCCGCCGCGACGCGAAUUCUGACGGAUUCUGACGGCAUCGCUCUCACCACCUACGAGCGCGGCUAUCCGCUCGGCUUCCUCGGCUCGCCAGAGUUUCCCGGCACCUUUCCCAGCGCGCCGUACAUCAACAACCACUUGCGACUGAUCAUCAAGUACCACCAGGAGCCCGACCUCUUCCAGGGCUCGCGGAUCGUCGGCUUCGAGGUGGAGGCCCUCUCGGUCGCACACAGGUACGAGGGCGAGUGGCGAGGCGUCGCGACCAAACUGGCGACGGUGCCGCUCUCGCCCGACCUGCCACCGCAGCCGGUGCGCGCGGAGCACAGGUGCCGGCGGAGGCAGGGCGGCGGGUCGGCCGCCGGCGGGUGCGAGGUCAUCUUCACGUACGAGGUCACCUGGGAGGAGUCGCCCGUCCGGUGGGCGUCGCGGUGGGACCUGUACCUCUACAUGGGCGACGACCAGGUGCACUGGAUCUCGCUCGUCAACUCGCUCGCGGUCGUGCUGCUGCUCACGGGCGUCGUCGCGAUGAUCAUGGCACGCACGCUGCGGCGAGACCUCAACAGGUACAACUCGCUCUCCGACGUCGCGGACGAGCGGGAGGAGCUGCUCGAGGAGUCUGGCUGGAAGCUGGUGCACGCAGACGUGCUCCGGCCUCCGCCGCGGCCGCUGCUGCUCUCGGUCUCCGUCGGGACGGGCGUGCAGCUGCUCUGCAUGUCCUUCAUCUCGAUCGCUUGCGCGCUGCUUGGCUUCCUCUCGCCCGCCAACCGGGGAGGCCUGCUCACCGCCACGCUGCUGCUCUUCGUCCUGAUGGGCGUGCCCGCCGGCUACGGCGCCUCGCGCACCUUCAAGUCCCUGCGCGGCGUCGAAUGGAGAGCGCUCACGCUGCUCACCGCCACCGCCUACCCCGCCGCCAUGCUGCUCAACCUCGCCCUCUGGUCGCACGGCUCGACCGGCGCCGUGCCCGCCGGCACCUUCGUCGCGCUCCUCGCCAUGUGGUUCUGCGUCUCGCUGCCGCUCGUCUUCGUCGGCGCCUUCCUCGGCUUCAAGCGGCCGCUGCCCGCCCCGCCGACGCGCACAAACGAGAUCCCGCGGCAGAUCCCUCCGCAGGGGUGGUUCUUGGGCCGCGCCGUCACGAUGGCGCGCUUCUACUACGUCUUUGGCUUCCUCGCCCUCGUCCUGCUGCUGCUCGUCAUCACUUGCGCCGAGAUUUCGAUCGUGCUCUGCUACUUCCAGCUCUGUGCCGAGGACCACGCGUGGUGGUGGCGAGCCUUCCUCAACUCGGGUGCCGCUGGACUCUACCUGCUCGCCUACUCGGGCAUCUACUAUUGCACGCAGCUCGAGAUCAGCGGCUUUGUGCCGCUUCUGCUCUACGUCGGCUACAUGGCCCUCGCCUCUCUACUAUUCUUCCUCAUCACCGGGACCGUCGGCUUCCUGGCGUGCUGGUGGUUUGUCUGGACCAUAUUCGGCUCCGUCAAGGUGGACUGA